CCGAAGGUGGAACUGCCGCUUCAGCUGCCGCAAAUGCAGCCACAUCGGCCGCUGCCAUACAGAUGUACAUGCAACAGAAGAAGACAAAUCUGCCAACGGCAUCAUCACAGUUCAACGGCUGCAACAACACAUCCAUCUCAGCGGCCACAGCAACAACUACGACGACAGCGGGUAUCGUGAAUUCGCCUCUGCUAGGCGGCGUUCCUGCGCAACAACACAAUGGCGGCCUUGGGAUCGCGCUUAGCAAUGGGCUGUCGGCCGCCGCCAUGAAUGGUCUUGAGCACAAACACCAACAGCACCAGCACCAGCACCAGCUGCACCAGCAACAACAGUUGCAAAUGCUGCAGCAUCACCGAUCUCAUCCUCACUUCAGCCACCAAAUGCACCUGCAGCAGACACAACAGCAACCCCCGCAGUCACAGCCACUGACGCCGGCAACGACUCCGACUCCGACUCCGACUCUGACUCCGACGCCAAAUUUGACGCUGGCGUCUUCGCAGGCCCAGUCGCAGCCGCAGCCGCAACCGCAACCGCAACCGCAAAGUAUUGUUAUAUCCUCAGUAUUGAUUAAAAAUGAGCCAGACAUCAGCGUCGCCCAACAACAGCAGCAGCAGCAGCAACAGCAGCAGCAGCAGCAGCAAAGCAGUUCAAGCAGUACUGGCGUUGGAUCCGAUGGUGGAGGCAGCUGCAACACGUCAAUGUCUGUAACUUCCGGCACUGGAGGCCCUGCAACCACAGCUGCAGCUAACACUAACACUAACACGAACAACGGCAUAAGCAGUAUGAGUCAAACUGUAAACGGAAGCGGCCCAUCUGCUGCCACAGAGUCGUCGGUCGUCGACAGCAGUGCUGCCAACGCGAAUGGCGUUGCCGCCGUUACAACCACCGCCACACCCGGCAACGCAGCAGAUUUGCUCGCCAGCGGCCACCAACAACAACUAAUGAUUGGCAUAGGAGGCAGUCAGGCCACGGGUGGCACUGCCGCCACCUCCGUUACCGCCACAUCAGCUGCUACGGGCACACUGGCUGCGACUAGCAGUGCUGCUAGCGUCACCAACGCUGGACUGUUGCCCUCAAUCAUGUCCGCGCCGCAGUCAGUAGCUGGCUCAGUUGACUCGGGAUCGAUUGUAUCGCCGUUGGUGAGCGGCGCGAGCACCUCGCAGGUUAUCGCCUGUCUAAACGCGGCCAGCGCCGGUGGUGGCAUAAUUACCUCUGCCGGGCCGUCCACACCCGCAGCCACUAGUCUCACUUCGGCUCUAGUCCCACUGCAUCAGCAGCAGCAGCAGCAAGCCAUCAUUGAUGCCAAAAAUCAACCAAAGCGUUUGCACGUUUCGAAUAUACCAUUUAGAUUUCGUGAUCCCGACCUUCGCGCCAUGUUUGGGCAAUUUGGUACCAUUUUGGAUGUGGAAAUCAUCUUCAAUGAGCGCGGAAGCAAGGGUUUUGGCUUUGUUACGUUCGCAAAUAGCACCGACGCUGAACGAGCACGCGAGCGUCUUCACGGCACUGUGGUUGAGGGACGCAAAAUAGAGGUGAACAACGCCACGGCUCGUGUGCAGACCAAAAAAGUUACAGCUCUUCCAAAUGUGUGCGUGCAAUGGCCAGAAGCAACGGUAGCUGCUGCCGCCGCCAUGCGUGGCGUCGCCAUCCAACGCAGUCAUAUGGGAGUUGUAGGGGCGCCAUUCAACCCAGCUUUGGCCGCCGUCGCUGUGGCCGCCCAGCAACAACAGCAUCACCAUCACCAUCAUCACCAGGCACACCACCAUUCGCACCACGCCGCGCAACAAGCGGCGCACCACCAAUUGGGAAUGCAGCAGGCGCUGCACAUGCAGUCCGCAAACGCCACAAAUCAGGCCCAUGCCGCUGCCGCCGCCGCGAUACAGAAUAGCGCCGCCGCCCAGCAGCAACUGCAAUCGCUGGCCCAAUCAGCUGCAGCCGCUGCAGCCAACACUCCGCAGGCGGCCAACGCUGCAGCAGCUGCAUACGCAGCUCGCUUGGGCGCCACAGGCGCGGCCGCACAGACGCCAUCCGCUGCUGCUGCUGCAUCCAUUGCCGCCGCAGCAAAUGCAGCCGGUAACGCCUUGCACGGAUUCACACCCGUUUACUAUGAUCCCUUCUUAGCAGCCGCUGCAGCUUCCGCCGAUCCAAAUUUGCGAUUCCAGGCAGCCAAACCGGUCUCGGAAGUUCCAGCCGCACAGCCAGCAGCCAUUCUAAAUCGCCGCACUGUGACAACGCUAAACAGUUCCCCACAUACGAUCAACCGCAUUCCGGUUCCACAAAACGUUUUGGCUACAGCACCGCUGCUAAAGACUCCGCUGUCUCAAGCACAGCAGGCGUACGCAACGGCUGCCACCACAUAUACGGCUGUGGCGGCUAGGGCUGCUUAUGGCGCUGCUGCCGCCGCUGCACAGCCAGCACUGGCCGGUUACGCCACCGUCGCGGGAUACGCUGCAAGAGAGUAUGCAGAUCCCUAUUUAGGACAUGGCAUCGGACCGGUACCCGGCUAUGGGGCAACCAUGUAUCGAGGUGGAUUCAAUCGUUUCACGCCAUAUUAAUUUAAGAAGAUACCUGGACGACUAGGUAUGGAGAGCAGCAAGUUCAUGCUGUAAACGAGGGAGCAUUCUCCUAGCAGCUGCGCUCACCACUUGCGCUCACCACCCACACUCAAUGAUUUACACAUCACAUGAAACCAAAUGAAUAUGUAUUGCAUAAGGACAUAAAUUUAGUGUUAAGUUAAGAGAAACAUGGAAAACCUUGAAAUGCUCAAGAAACAAUGCAAUUUUUAAUGAAGCAACCAAAAAAUACUCAUGCCAACCAAGCGUUAUUACGAUGAGAUUAAAAUCAAAUAUUUAUAUGAUAGCACAGCCAAGCAAAGAUUAUAAAGUAUAAACUUAGUUGAAGAUUAUCUAUAACAUAUACAUACUCACAUAUAUAAAGAGAUAUGUGCAUAUAAUUGAAAAAGGCAGUAACAAAAAAAAACAGAAGACACAAUUAACGGAAAAAUGCGUAGUUGUUAAAAUAAAUGUCGUCCAACCAAUAUUUAAAA
Messenger RNA from Rhagoletis zephyria (snowberry fruit fly), 3043 nucleotides. RefSeq names its product RNA-binding Fox protein 1 (gene Rbfox1). The record is from RefSeq and is a predicted model, not a curated record. Gene Ontology annotation, molecular function: mRNA binding. Gene Ontology annotation, cellular component: cytoplasm; nucleus. Lineage: Eukaryota; Metazoa; Arthropoda; Insecta; Diptera; Tephritidae. Gene Ontology annotation, biological process: nervous system development; regulation of alternative mRNA splicing, via spliceosome.